Colletotrichum chrysophilum is the source of this 2103-nucleotide messenger RNA. RefSeq lists its product as uncharacterized. Gene Ontology annotation, biological process: proteolysis. Bases 1 to 2103 code for a protein of 700 amino acids. NCBI's taxonomy places the organism in Eukaryota, Fungi, Ascomycota, Sordariomycetes, Glomerellales, Glomerellaceae. The transcript is spliced from 5 exons. Gene Ontology annotation, molecular function: serine-type endopeptidase activity. The record is from RefSeq and is a predicted model, not a curated record.
AUGCUGUUCCGAUCCUCCGACGAGCCACCCCCCCCCCCUGUCUCUUCAGCAGCACCCACGAGCAGUGCCGCACCAGUGACCACUACGGUCAGCAAUGGAGACACCAUCGUUGUGCCCGUUGGCGUUGUCGUCGUUGGAGGACCCGGUGGUGGCUUCUUUACCAUUGCCGGUGCCGCUGCUGGGGCCGCCCCGGUGGCUGUGGCGGCCGGCGCAUCAGUCACCGCCGGCUCUUCGUCCGGUGACAAACCUGACGAUCCGGACGAUCCGAACAAGCCGCCCAGCUCUGCACCCGAGGCGCCAUCUUCCGCACCACCUUCGUCUGCACCGCCUCCAUCUUCGAACUCAGUGGCACCUACGAGUACGGAAGCCCCAACGAGUACCUCGAGUGCCGUGCCGAGCGAAACGCCAGCACCGCAUGUUAUCUACCCCAAAACCAGCGCCACAGAUCAAGAAAAGAAAGACUUCCUCGCGCUGAUUGACAAGGACCUUGGUCAAGGUAAUUACAGAGUAACAGAGGGUACAAAGGUUUUGCUCGUCGCCGCCAAUAUCACCACUACGCAACGUGACAACCUAAUCAAAAAUCCCUUGGUCGGCGCAGUCGAUCCUGAUGAGCCGGAUCGCAACAACCAGGGCACAUCAGUGCUGAUCAAUGAAAGAGACCAUGAUGAUGAGGUCCACGAGAAGUGGUGGAUGGAAUCCCUUGACAAGCUCGGCAGGAUUCGAAAGCGGGCCGUCGUUAAGCAGGCCACUGCCCCAACAGAACUCGUCAUUCUUUCCCAGCCGCCGGGGGUAGACCUCAAAACUCUCAACACCUACGCAUACGAUGAUAGUGCCGGAAUCGAGAUUACUGUCUACAUUCUUGACAGUGGAUACUACGCUAAAAACGCUGAAUACACUGGUAUGGCUGUGAAACCCCGUUGGAUAUUCGGAGGCUCCCAGGAAAAAGCAUCCGUUGAAGAGGACCUUGAUCCUGAUGGGCACGGUACCUGUGCCGGAUCUAAGAUUAACGGUCCCAAGUUUGGAGUCGCAAAGAACGUCAACUUGGUCGUCGUCAAGGCCGGAAUCAAGGGCUCCGAUACCGAUGACGCUCUUGAUAAGAUUGUGGAUGAUGUCAGGGAGAGGAAGCUGCAGGGUAAAGCCAUUGUCAACAUCUCGCGCUGUCCUGCACCCACUGUGGCCGGUCUUGCAGCGUACCUUCUUGCGGUAGGAGAAUACCCCCAGCUGUUCGAGGUUGGAAAGGUAGCCGCCAACAUGCAAAAGCUCCUCAUGGAUAUGGCCUACCAGCGAGCUCCCGACGGAGGACCGGUUAUUUUCAAUGGUCAGGGUGCCGUCUGUGGCCGCCCUGGGCGAAGCGCCAAGUUCAAAAGACAAGACCUGAGCGGCGAGGCCUGCUCGGUAGUCUCGUCAACAACGACGAUACCCUCUGCAACUCCUAGUCCUCCUCCAGCCACAACCAGCAAUCCACCUGCGGCGACAACCGCGCCGCCGCCGCCGCCACCCCCUCCACCUGCGCCCAAAGAGCUCUUCUCACUGAGCGAGCAAGUUAGCGCUGGUACUUCAGCGUGUUUUCCCACGAACGCCUUUAGUGCAACAGCUGGAACGACGUACGGCUUUUCAUUCGAUGUCAGCCCAGAAAUGAUUGUGAGCAUCGAGACAGGGUCAACAGACGAGGGAUAUCACCAAUCCAAGGGACCAUGGACAGGCACCUUCCUCGCCCAGUCAACUUCUUCGGUCAAGAUCUGCGGAUCUGGCGGGUCAGGCACUUUAGCCUUCAAGAUCACUGAGGAGCCCUCCGAGGCCGUCAAAGCACCAGCCGGCAAGGAGGUAUUCAAGUUGGACGAGAAGGUUGCGAGUGGAACGACGUCUUGUUUCCCGACUACUGGUCUGAAUAUCCAAGAGGGAAACUACGGGUUUUCGUACACCACCUCCGAUGGUAUCGAAAUUCAGAUCGGAGACGAUAGUUCUGGGCCAAAAUAUUUCACUGGAAACAGAGCCUCGGGUGCAGGAUUGAUGUACAUCGACUUCUCGGGGGGCAGUGUCUCAAUUUGCGCGACAAACAACGGUGGUUCGGAGGCACCUCUUUCAUUGACUAUGACCCAGUAA